GAAACGAACCAUGGCCUACAGGCAACCAGGGUUGUCCCGGACGCUUCCCAAGGACUUCACAUUUUACGCUGGAGAUGAAGAAAAUCGACCUAGGACUCCAGAUCGACCGACCAAAGAGCUGACUAUCCCGCCCCCGCCCCACCAUUCUUCCUGCCGGUUCCGCAGACCUCGACUCACCAUCUCAACCCAGCGCGAACUUUUCUGCUCACCAGACGUUCCAUUGCCGUCAAUCGAGCUCUCGCACGAUCCGUCGGCCUCUGUAGCUGGCAUUUUUGACGGUGCCGUGACUCAACCGAUGACUGAGAAUGCACUUCAAGUUCCACCGCGAGGCAGGGUCGAUCCUAGAACGCCUCCAGCUCAAAUCCGGGGCACCCCUGUUGACGAAAGGCCUUGCUGGACUUAUGGCGAUACUGGAGACUGCAGUCAUCCCAUACAACGACCAUCGUCUGCUUGUUCCGAUUUCUCGGAUUCUUCUGCUGCGUCUUCUACAUCUUGCAUGUCGUACCCGUCGAUGGGAGGAAGUUGCACGAGCCCGGAAAGCGAAAUCCAGGAUCCUUUCAUUUCGUAUCCCUUCACCAGCUGCAAGCAAGAGCCGGAGACUCCUUCCAAGCCAAAUAUCGUCCACGGGAAACCUGGUAAGAUACCAACUACCAGACCGAGAUGGACUUCCGAGAUGGACAACCACCUGUGGAAUACGUAUCAAAUAUAUCUACAGGAUCCCAGAAUCACCCCUUUCAAAAUGGUUCCGGGGAGUUUACCCCCUUUGGGAGUCUCUCAUCGCGUUGCCCGCGAAGCUAGGAAAUCUUGGUCGAGAAAAAAAGGUCCUGUUCAAAGGAAAGGUCCUUCAACAGUAACUUCCGUUUCUGGUCCUGUUAUAUUUAUGGAUGGACGUGGUGGUAACAGAAAAUACCAACAAGCAACCCACGACUCCGCGACACGAAGUGGAAGUACUACGCCAACUGCCAAGGUCGCACCUCCCAAACCAGCGUGGCCCAGGUCUGACUCCUUUGCGAGAAGACGUUUAAAGGAUCUAUGCAAACGGAAAUUUUCAAUCGGGCCCCAUUAUCAACGACUGCUUCAAUCCCGUAGCCCGUCUCCUUUCUUGGAAACGUCCCCCGAAUCGGCUACUAGAAUUCCGUUACAAUUGGGAGUAUCUCAUCGGAAAGCCGCCUCGUUCGCAACCCGAGAUCUUGGAGUCUCACUGGUGUCCAGUUUCCUGCCAACUCAGGUCGCAGAAUUGGGACCGCCAACGAGUGAUCUCAAUAACGGGCCCCAAAAUGAUUGGUUCAACAAUAUUUCGCGUGACCACGAACAACCAGCCCGGACCCCUAAACAUUUUCACAGCCACUCGUCAUCGUCUCUCGGCGACUACAGCAGCCACAUCACAACUAGUUCCCUUUGCGACGAAAUUCCUCGCCUGGGAUCUCCAUUUAUGUACCAUACCUGGGGCCCUGAUAGCUCCCGCCGUCGUCUCCGUUCCGCCACACCGGCUAGUCAGUUUGACACAAUCCACACAACUAGCUUAAAAACCCGAUCACCUGGAGGACGCAUAGAUCAGUUUGGAAACGCCCACAAACGACGAGCCCUGCACCAGUUGGAAGAUGAGUUGGACUCGAGCGGCAGCAGCCUCCAACGUCCCUUCCCUGACCUCAUCCGCCAACCCAGGUACAAUGAUAAUAUGGGCCAACGGCGUGUUCGCGUGCGGAACAGGGGCAUCACCACUGGCGCAAUUGGUGGUUCACGAGGACGGUUGGACCAGCUUUUCAACCCUCCAGCGCAUUUUGCGGAGUUUCGCGGCUCUUCCACUUCAAUUUCUACUGGAACGGCUUCCACGACUAGUGCUACUACCGUUACGGCUCCUACGACGGGGGCUUCCGAUGACGGACAGAAAAUGCAGCAACAGGAUAAUAAUAUCAAUAAUAUUAAUAAUACUAGCCACCAUUUGCGACACGGUGAUGAUAUCAAGCGACUGGGUUCCCCUUUCCACUCUGACCCCUUCGAUAAGUACAACAACCGGAAACAUCUUACUCCAUCCCAUCCCCCGCGACACGCGCCUUCGCUCUCUGAUCCGUUUACCGCAACUUCCUUUGCCAGCAUGCCCUCUGCUACUGCUAGGAAUCUAGAACAACGUCACCCCGUACUAAUGUCGAAUUGUCAGGAAACCCCCAACAGUGAGAGUGCCAUGACCACGCCCCGUGCGUACUUUGACGAAGAACGGGGAGGGAAAGGAGGUUCGGGUGUUGGCAUGAGCAUGAGUGCUGGGCUGGCAAAUGGCGAUGGUCUUAAGCUUGAUACGCUUGAUACGCCCAACACACCUUUCUCCUAA
Molecule: messenger RNA, 2326 nt
Organism: Histoplasma capsulatum G186AR
Lineage: Eukaryota; Fungi; Ascomycota; Eurotiomycetes; Onygenales; Ajellomycetaceae
Exons: 1
Coding region: 11-2326 (771 amino acids)
Source: RefSeq, a predicted model, not a curated record